GAUGACAGGAGAUGUGGUUGUUGCCGCGGCAGCAGAGUGGAUCAGAUCAGAGACAGUAAAACACUCGUCUUCUGUUUCAUUUUUCUUCCUGUAAACCUCCGUCCUGUUUUCACCUGGAAACGUUGCUUCUUCCUCCUCUUCUUCAUCACCAUCACCAUCACCAUCACCAUCAUCUUCAUCAUCAUCAUCCUCAGCUGUGGACGGCCAUACAUGGACAUGGAGUAGGGACGGAUGGACGCCUCCUUCUCUCUGCUGAAGUCCUUCAAUAAGAGAGAGAGAGAGAGACGGAUAGAGGCUGCAGAAAAACACUUAGAGGGAGGGAGGCUGCUCACACCAUUCUGUCUAUCUUGCAACUUCAGGGACCAUCAUCACAAUUUAAUAAGAAUCUGAAAGGCUGCGGCGCUGCAACAAAUCUGUCUUCAGAGAAAGAGAGGCCGGACAAGAGAGCUGGAGUCAGACAGACACCAACGUUUUAACACAUUCUCUGCUUGGCAUUUUAAAUCCCUGCAGCAAUAAACCAGAACAACUUUAUUAUCAAACAACAGCUUUAUUAUUUCUACUCAGGCCUCAGGAAGGGUUAGAAAGAGGUUGGGAGAACGUCACAUCUCAGCCUUAAAGGAGUCGCCUUAAAGGAGCUGCCUUAAAGGAGCCACGUCAUCCUGAGCAGCACCUUAAGGCAACAGGACGCCCCGGCUGCAACUUAUAAUAAAGGACGGGCUUCGUAUCUGUCACAUGCAUCUGCCUUCCUGCUCUGUCAAAGAGUUAGUUUCAUGGCUUGAUACCAAACUCCUUGUGACCCCUCCCUCUGCCCCUUCUCCCCCAUUAUCUCUCCUCAACAUGUCUGACCGCCUCGUGUCUCACUAUCCCGACGGCUUCAGGGUCUCAGAGCAGGAAAAGCAGUGAUCCAGGUUUUAUCCCAGGUGCCCUCCUCAGACUUCCCCCAAGGACAGGUCCCGAUUAUCUGAUCAAGAUGGCAGCUGGCGUGGCAACAUGGCUGCCAUUUGCCCGGGCGGCAGCCGUGGGCUGGCUGCCGCUGGCCAAGAAGACGAUGCCCAAACCUCCAGUGGACAAUUCGUCCAAAUCAGACGAGAUCCUGUAUGUCAACGUCAGCGGCGUCAGAUUUCAGACUUGGAAGAACACUCUGGACCGGUAUCCUGAAACAUUGCUGGGCUCUUCAGAGAAGGAGUUCUUCUACAAUGAGGAUACACAGGAAUAUUUCUUUGACAGAGACCCUGAGAUGUUUCGGCACAUUCUGAACUUUUACCGCACCGGAAAGCUGCACUACCCACGACAUGAGUGCAUCCAGGCCUUCGACGAGGAGCUGGCCUUUUAUGGCAUCGUGCCAGAAAUCAUUGGCGACUGCUGCAUGGAGGAAUACCGGGACAGGAAGAAGGAGAACCAAGAGCGUCUCGCUGAGGACACGGAGGCCAACGAUGGGUCGGACGCCCCCCUCCCUCCACACAGCACCUCCCGAGAGCGUCUGUGGCGAGCCUUUGAGAACCCCCACACUUCCACCAUGGCUCUGGUCUUCUAUUAUGUCACUGGCUUCUUCAUCGCUGUGUCUGUCAUCGCCAACGUGGUGGAGACGGUGCCCUGCCGCCCCCCAAAGGGCCGAGUCAAGGAUCUUCCCUGUGGGGAGAAGUACCAGCUGGCCUUUUUCUGCAUGGACACGGCCUGUGUGCUCAUCUUCACCUUCGAGUACCUGAUGCGUCUGUUCGCGGCUCCCAGCCGCUGCAAGUUCAUGCGCUCGGUGAUGUCGGUGAUCGACGUGGUGGCCAUCAUGCCCUACUACAUCGGCCUGGUGAUGCCCGAGAAUGAGGAUGUGAGUGGUGCCUUUGUCACCCUCCGUGUUUUCAGGGUCUUUCGGAUCUUCAAGUUCUCGCGGCACUCUCAGGGACUUCGUAUCCUCGGCUACACCCUAAAGAGCUGCGCCUCCGAGCUGGGCUUCCUGCUCUUCUCCCUCACCAUGGCCAUCAUCAUCUUUGCCACCGUCAUGUUCUACGCCGAGAAGGGCACUAAGGGCUCCACCUUCACCUCAAUCCCGGCCUCCUUCUGGUACACCAUCGUCACCAUGACGACGCUCGGGUACGGGGACAUGGUUCCAAACACCAUCGCAGGGAAGAUCUUCGGCUCCAUCUGUUCUCUCAGCGGUGUCCUGGUCAUUGCUCUGCCAGUUCCCGUCAUCGUGUCCAACUUCAGCCGGAUCUAUCACCAGAACCAGAGAGCGGACAAGAUGAGAGCUCAGCAGAAAGUGCGUUUGGCUCGAAUUCGAAUGGCAAAGAAAGGAACAACCAACGCUUUCCUCCAGUACAAAGAAGACCGGUCCCUCGGGGACCAGGGCAGCGACAGUUCGGUUCUAUGUGUGAAGAACAAGUCAGCGUUCGAGCACCAACAUCACCACCUGCUGCACUGUCUGGAGAAGACAACGAACCACGAGUUCACAGAUGAGAUGACCUACAGUGAGGUGUGUAUGACCGAGUCAGUGGGCUUCAGGACCAGUCGCAGUACUUCCCUGUCCAGCCAGCAGGGGACACAGAACAACUCCACGGGCUGCUGCCCUCGUCGCGCCCGGAGGAGAGCCGCCAUGCGACUGGCUAACUCCACUGUGUCGGUGAGCCGGGGCAGCAUCCAGGAGCUGGACACGCUGCACAUGAAGACUACGUCCAUACCACAGCAAACUCGAUCCAGUCUGAAUGCAAGGACGGAUGAUCUGAAACUGAACUGUGGGGAACAAGAUUUUACUGCCGCCAUCAUCAGCAUCCCCACGCCGCCUGCCAACACACCGGACGAGAGCCUCCCUCCAUCACCUGCCCCCAUCCCUGGCAUUCUGCGCAACACCAGAGCCACCGCCUACACCCAUGAAACCGUCAAAAUCUCUUCCUUAUAACGUCUGACUUCCUUCCUGCCCCUUGACAACAACCCCUACUUUCCCAAACAACGUUGAACCUCCUGUGAACCUGUCAUCCUGGACUGGGGGACUGCUAGCUGAGGCUUUGGGUACGAAGACUAUCGAAGGAUAAUGUGUCCAGACACUAAAGCUGAAAACUUGAAAGCAACAACUUUCCUUCGCCACCCCCAUCCUGCACAAUUUAACCCUUUGGAACUCUUUGCACAAACUCCAGGAGAGUUCAUUAUCAGGAAUAAAAGCCAAGACCCCCAGAAGCCAAAAUUCUGACUGCUGAUUAGGUUUUGUUGAGUCAGUUCGUUAAACGUAAUGUUUAAGUGGAGCAAAGCAAAACUGCUGCUUAGAAGAGAGAUCUUCUUUUUCAGUCCUUGAAUGGAUGGAAUGGUCUUGUAUGGAAUGAAAAGCUGAUAUGUUGCUGUCGAUCCUGAGAGACUGUUGACCACUGGAGAAUCAUUUAGACUCAGUUUAGUGUCUGGAAAAACUACAACAACAAAACGCCAGCGGCUUCAGGCUCCUAUGGGUUUUGUUGGGAAACAGUUGCCGGUCAUCAUCCAAAUGCAACUAAAACAAAAAGAUGUGUCUAGGUUUGUAUUGUGUCUUUAUGCAGAACAGGAAAUUUUCUCUUUCAUUCCACUAUCCAAGUCUGACUCCAGAAGAAGCUGCACUGCUGAGUUCAUUUCCUUGAAAUAGAAAGACUGUGGGUUACAAUGCAAAUGAAGAGGAUGAAAGAAAGGUCAUCAGUCAGACUGAGUUUGAAUGCGUUUGAAUCUCCUCAGCAGCUCUGGUCAGCACGUCAUGAAAUUGAACGAUGAGACAAAACUCUGGAGUUUUUUAUCUGAAUACAGCUGCAAAUAUUGAAGAAAUCUGGAAGUCUCUGUGAUGAAACAGAUUAACGCACAAACCAAACUGACCUUUGCUGUUCGCCUCCACUGACCUAGUUACUACUUAAAGGACCUGAACUGGGCUGAAUGGACCGGUUCUGAGCUGCACCGGUCUCACCUGGGUUUCUAAAGAGAACUGCUGAACUACAGAUUCAGGACUGGAUGAAUCUGGUCUAACCCUAACCCUGAACCUGUCUAGUCUGGCUGUAGCUCUAAGACCGGGAUCAAGGGCCUUUUACUUUUCAAAAUAUGCAACAUUAAAACAAGCAGGAAAUUAGCAUCAAAAUGAACAGAAUAAUACCAGUAACAAUAACAAUGUGUGCGUAAUUAUUGCAGGGAACAAAAUAUAAAGCAACUAAGACAUUCAUUGGUUAUGUGAUAUUUUCUUCCUGCAAUAGAUUCAAAUGGGAAAGGAAACAAGAAAACCAACAACUGUUUAGCUCUGAGAUCACCUUUGUCUCGAUGACGCGCACUCUGGAAAAAAUAUGUUUAUUUCCAGCACGUUAAUUAAAUUAUUUUAAAAACCAAUCAUUUGCAUCAAACUCAACUUCUCUGAAGAGGACAUUUGCUCCGGUAACAAGAAAUCUUGACAGAAUAGCUCGACCUGCACAUCAGCAAGACUCAAAGAUCCUGUGAAUAUUAUUUAUUCUUUUAUUUAUUAUAGUUUAUUCCUGAGUCUCUACUGCUGAACAGAUGUCUCACGUUCUCUGUACACUGAGUUCAAAAGUUUAAAUUAAUUUGCAACCUUAUUAGCCAUAUUGUCAUGAUGUAACAGAAGGUAAUCCACAAAAAGUAUUAGAAAAAUAUUGAUAACACAGUGAAUUCAGUUUUGUAUCCAUGAAUUUGUCUCUGUGUCUCCAUUUUCUAGGUCAGCAAUUCAAAGCUCCCUGCAGAUCUAGAAAGAACAAAAUUUUACAUGAAUCAUUUUAAGGUGACCUAUUAUUCUCAUUUCCAGCUCUAUAUGUUUAUUAAUAGACUCCACUAGAGUAGCUCUGCAUUAAUCACCCUUAAAUAAAUAGAUAAUCCAUGCAGCACUCAAGUGGAAAUGUCAGCUCCUGUUUAUUUAAGACAGGAAACAUUGUUGGUUAAAUAUGAGAUCAUGACCUUCUUACUGUGUGACAUGCUGGAGCUUAAAGGAACCUGUGAUGAGCUCCACAUCUAUUCUACAGGAACAUCAGAAACAUGUUAAAUGUGGGAUCUGUCUAUCUGUAUCUAGAAUGGAUCUAUCUUGAAUGAACUGAGCAUGUGCAGAGCUGAGCAUUAUGUGGAUAUUGAUGAAAGCUGCUGAAAGCUCAUUAGUAAGAAAACAUUCAGAAACACUCUUCUCAUUUAGAACGCCGCUCAGUCUGUGCAUACAACCCAUCAUUCAUAAGAUGUUUGUUACACUGAACCACUCCUUACAGCUUCAUUCGAUGCAUUCUGUUGGUUGAAGUCAAUCCUAACCCUUUGGUUUGUGAAGCAUUGAAGCCCUAAAAGAGGACAUGAGAGUUUCAGACAUGUCGAUUCCCACCAUGUGUGUUAAAAAACACACUUCUUUUCUCAGAGUGCGCCGUCGGUCAUGUGACCUAAUCCUCUGGUGAAACGUUUCCUGUAAGAGUGCGACACACAGACCAGAGACUAGAUGAUCAUGCUGUAACAUAUUUUGUAUCAUAAACUUUCACCUGCAUCUUCCAAUGGCAUCCUCAAACAAAAAAAGAGAAAAAAAAUAGAUGAAAUUCUGACUCUGUGCAUGAACCUCAUACAGUGGAAGUAGCACUACUGAUCAUCAGAACUUAUCAACCAUAUCAGAGAGAAAAAAAAGAAAAAAAACACGACACAAUGAGGAAAAUCUAUCAUCACCUUUUGCAUGACGACUCUUAUUUUAGUCUCCUACCAGUUGUUAGUUUGUUUUUAUCAUCCCUCCCUCCCAAACCUUCCAGAUGAGUGUUUGCACCACAGAGAAGAUUAGAGAUGAUUAUAUUAAAGAAUCAUUCAGGCAUGUUCCUCGCCAGAAUGCAAAGAGCGUGUGUGUGUUCGUGUGAAUGUGUGUGCUUGUAUGAUGAGCAGUCACAAAUAUGCAUGGAUACCGUUAUAGGUAUUUUAUCUGUUUUCUCCCGUGGUUUAGAGCGAUAUGACGAUGAGAGGAGACUGAACACACCGAGUGUUGGACUUAAUCAAAUGUCUUUUAAUGUUUUCACUUUGUUGUCUGUAAAUCUGACUCCCAGCUCUGCUAUAAAUACAUGUCACACACCAGAGGACUCCGUAUAUAUGGACAGAGUAUUUAUAUGGACAAAAAGUACUUAGUAAUAAAGACUGUCAUUGCUUGAGGAUGGAAGCAGUUGAAAGAAUUAAAUGUCCACAUUGUUCAGGGACACUAAGGACUGAACAGAGGUGAUUUAAUUAGUUAUUAACAGUUGCACUAAUUUCACAGAGAUGUGACUUUAUUGAUGUUCAUUCAUCAAAUCCCUCAGUUAACGAAUUUAUGAAUUUACAGACAUGAAAAAGUCUUAACUGAACAUGCUUUACAAACCUCUUCAUUAUAUGUUGUUCAUUCUUGACUUUAGCCACGAGCAGAGUGACGCAGGUUAAAUGUUAAGUGAAUGUUAAAUGAUUGGUUUGUGAAUAACGGCUGGGAGUCACGGUCUACUACACAUGCUUCAGCAACAGCUGAUAAGUUAAAAUUCACAUGGUUCUGGAUGAUGAUCUUAUGAACUGAAGAACUGAUUCAUUCAUUCAAAUGUGUCUCAUGUUUUUGUAAAGAUCUAAAGAAGAGUUUUCAUCCUGAUUCCUGGAGACACUCCUGUGUACAUAGAACCAGACAGACAAACUGUACGAAAUGUUUUUUAUGGUUAUAAGUUAAAACGAGGUGUUCAGCUGCUUUUAUUCAAAGAACAUCUGAGUGAAGAUUCAGGAGAGCAGCCAGUCAUAUAUUUAAAACGUGAUGCGUCUCCAGGAAGUUCUGAUGAAAUGAUUAGUUAAUGUUCAGUCUCAGAGUGGAGAGGAGAGAGAUGAAUGUAUGAAGGAGAAAACAGCUUUAAAGCACAGAGGUGUAUAUUCCAUUCCACUAAUAAAGUCAAAAGAAACCAGAA
Messenger RNA from Mugil cephalus (flathead mullet), 6854 nucleotides. RefSeq names its product potassium voltage-gated channel subfamily D member 1-like. The transcript is spliced from 9 exons. Gene Ontology annotation, molecular function: protein binding; A-type (transient outward) potassium channel activity. Lineage: Eukaryota; Metazoa; Chordata; Actinopteri; Mugiliformes; Mugilidae. The record is from RefSeq and is a predicted model, not a curated record. Gene Ontology annotation, cellular component: voltage-gated potassium channel complex; membrane. Gene Ontology annotation, biological process: potassium ion transmembrane transport; protein homooligomerization. Bases 971 to 2887 code for a protein of 638 amino acids.